Fusarium coffeatum is the source of this 1473-nucleotide messenger RNA. RefSeq lists its product as uncharacterized. Bases 1 to 1473 code for a protein of 490 amino acids. The record is from RefSeq and is a predicted model, not a curated record. NCBI's taxonomy places the organism in Eukaryota, Fungi, Ascomycota, Sordariomycetes, Hypocreales, Nectriaceae. The transcript is spliced from 3 exons.
AUGUCUGGCCUUAAAUUUGCCAACACUGGCAGUUUAAUCGAUGCCAAAGAACUACAGAGGAUGUUCAAGGGCCAGAGCGGCGCCGGUAACGGUGGUAAAUCCAAAGGCAAAGGCAACUCGCUCCCCAUGAAGCGACAAGGGAGCUCCCAGAACUCACGCCAUGCACCAACUGCUGCCCCCAGCAAGAUUCAUGUACUCCCUCCAAGUCUCCACUACUACGCGGCCACUCUUAUGUCUGACCUUCCCAAGCGUGCAGGACCUAUUCUAGGAGCCGGUGCUCUUAAUUUCUUGAACAACAAAGACGGAGUAUCUCAAGUGACCCCCAGACCCCCAGAACUAAACAAGGCGCCAGUCACCAUCAGCCAGGCUAUUAGCCCCGUUGUGGUCCCUACUGCAGAGGACAAAGGCAAGGAACCCAUCCAGGGUCAUAUAGAGAAGACGGCAUUAGAAUCGAAGGGUCCCAUUUCUGUUGCUGUUACUGCCCCGAGCAGCAAUGUUGACCUUUCCCGAGGCUCGACCAGCCAUCAGCAGCCGAUUGCUACCGGAGUGUCCAUGGCAAGCGCUACCGAGGGACUAAAGACUCUCAAACGGGAUGAAAACCCCAAGAGCAGUAUGGCAAGCACCUUCUACUCUAUGGGAGAUUCAGACGAAGAAUCCGAUCAGGAAACAACAAGUGUCAAGGUUAAGGAUGAGGCUGUAAAGAAGUCCAACACUACCGUUCUUUUGAGAUAUUCAUCUGACGACAUACUGAAGUUGAAGCACACCGGGACCGAGUUCCAGACUGCAAAGCCCAAAAUUGCAUUUGCUCAGCUGGGUAUCAACAAGGUGAAGAUCCCCGAGAUCUCACCUUCACUCAAGCCACAACCUGUGAUGAAGCUCCCACAGACUGCAGGAGCCCGACAGAACAGCACAAAGCCCAACAUCUCAGAUGUCUCAACCAAUAUCGUCCCUCAAGCCCGGAAGGUAGAGAACGACACUCCGAAAAUUUCCCAGGCUCAGGACGAGACUGCAGAAUGCACCGUCCCACAUCAGCAGCAACCAGGUAAGAACGAACUAUCACUCGAGGGUAUAAACGACUCGCGCCUUCGCCCAGAAGCUCCUGGUUUUGUACCAGCGCCAUCUAAUGGAUUGGCUACCCUACUUAUGGAUGGCUUAAACAAGCCAGCGGAGACCCAAAGUUUGGCAGGGAAUCUCACACGUCCCACUUGCUUAACUGGACAAAUGAUUAUAGUGACGCCAAUUCAAAUUACUGAUGGGCAACUUAUUUCAGGAACCCCAAGCAGCCGCCUUGUCAUGGAACCGAAAUCUCCUGAUACCAACCAGGCACAGACUCUGAACGUUCAAGUUCCAGACUCGUUCGUCCCGAACUUGCCUGGUCGAGGCGUUGAGGGAAGCAACAGCGGCUCGGCUGCCCACCCUUCAAAGCCGCGCAAGCCAACGAAGGGGCUAGGGUCGUCUAUGUGGGCAAAAUAA